UAGGAAGGUUCGCACCGAAGUAAAACUGUGAAGAUGGUGGUGGGAGGGGGAGGGGGGAGGAGGCGCUAAGUUUAGCCAGUCGUGUGCUGUGUUGCUCGCGAGACGUUCGCUUGUGACUGUCUAUGCACCUAACCAGAUCAGAGCAAGGGGAGGAGCUCAACUUGAGUUGUGAUGACCAUGACUGAGAGAUGAUGCUGCGAUGUUCUCGUCUCUGAAAUUGUCCAACCUGCGAGGUCGCAAGCCGGGAGAGGUCGAUCAGCUGGUGACCUCAGGACCUCCCCAUCUUGACCUCACCUCACCACCCUCAAAGAAACCCCCUCAUCCUAUCGUCACCACCAACCGUCGGUCUCACAAGUGGAGUAUUGAUAGAGCUCUGUGUCCGGGAAUUGGUGACAAGAGGCAAGAGGAAAAGCCAAAGAUGCCUUCCAGAGUAGAAAUUGAGCACAAGCGGCAAGAAAAUAUUGAUGAUAGUUCCUUCAGUCAUAACAAUGAAUGGGAUACUCAGUCAUAUGAAGAACAUUCCAGCAGUGUGGCGGUGGUGGCAAGGACCAUGAACGUGUCAAUAGAGCGAGAUGCCAGUGGCAGUCUGGGAAUCACUCUACGAGGUGGAGCACACCACGAUCCUGCCCUCUCUCGGCCCCUCAUAAUAACCCAGAUCAAGCCAGGGGGGCCAGCAGACAGAGAGGGCACAAUCAAGGUGGGCGACCGACUGCUCUCAGUGGACGGUCACCAGUUGAGUUCAGUGACGCUGAGUGAAGCACAAGCACGUCUCCGAGCCACUGCCAGCCCAAUGAGCAUGCUGUGUAUAGAGUAUGAUGUGAGCAUGAUGAGUGGUGUACGCGCGGCACAAGGUCCACUGCUGGUGGAGAUCGACGGACCUCACUGCCACAGCCUCGGCCUUGAACUUGUCAACACACCUGAUAACUCAGCUGUUGUCAUCGGGCAUGUCAAAACUGGGAGUAUUGCUGAAAGGUGUGGGGCAUUGCUGCCAGGGGACCAGAUCCUGGCUGUAAAUGACAUCUGUGUGGAGGAUACCAAGAUGACAGCCGAGGAUGUCAAUCAGCUGAUGUGGACAGGCAAUUCGUGUGUCCUGCAGAUCCUACCAUCUUCCUCAUCUUCUUAUAGAGGAUUUCCUCAACCAUUAUAUAGUUGUCCAAGUCCAAGCCAAACCUCAAAACAUUCAAGAGAUGUCCACCUCUUAGAUGGUAAUUCAUCUCCAACAAAAGCUCAGUCUCCAUUAAUGAAAAGGCUGCAGACUUCAUCUUCGUCUAUUCAGGAAUCUGAGGUUGAAGCAAAUAGUAGUGGAGUUUAUCAGAGAAAAAGUUUGGCUGUAUCUUUAAACUGUGAUGCACAAAAAAGGUUUGGAAUCACCUUAGCACCUGAUUCCAAGUCAGCAGUUGUUAUAAGCGUGAUCGAGCCAAGAAGCCCAGCAGAAAGGUGUGGGAGUCUGCAGAUUGGUGACAGAGUAGUUGCUAUCAAUGGAACCUCACCUCCAGAUUUGUCAUCUCCAAAGAGUGUCGAGUCUCUGGCCCAGACCCUCUCCGUUACUCUCACCAUAGAGUUUGCUGUGGCUCAAACUGUCAUGCCCACAUCGGGAGUGUUCACAGUGAAACUCGCAAACAAUAAAGUCGCGGGUUUGGGCAUCACCAUUUCAGGUUGCAGCCAGUACCGUGGAUGGAUGGUGAUUUCCCACAUUCGGCCAGGAUCUGUAGCACACCGCUGUGGCACACUAGCCCCAGGUGACAGACUGCUCUCAGUCAACAAUCACAGCUUGGCCGAGUGUAGCCUGGAGCAAGCCAUCAAUGUCCUUCAUUCCACACAGGACAUUGUCACCCUCGUAGUGCAAAAGAUGUCACGUGAGGAAUGCAGAGAGGAAGGGUACAGCUCUGUCCACACGGUGGAGUUCUGCCGUGGUGGUGGUCCUUUGGGAAUCACGAUAGCUGGCUCAGAAGACCCGCAGGAACCCAUUGUCAUCUCGGGACUGACUGCAGACGGACUGGCUGAGCAGUCUCAGGCGCUGUGUGUGGGUGACCAGCUGCUAGCUAUCGGCAGCCAUAGCCUCAGUCAGGAGCCGUUGUCUACUGCCAUACAGCUGCUCCAGAGCUCUACAGACAGAGUGGUGCUAUGUGUGGGCAGAGUUCAUUCUCCUCUCAGUGCUGCAGGUUCAGCCAGAGAAGACCAAGUCCAAGGUUACUCCAGUCCGGAGAUCCCUUCUGUAGAUUCUGCUGUAGAAUCCUGGGACAGUCUACAUGAACAGAGCCCCCCAGCCGUUCAGCCAAAUCUACACUUCUACAAAUCUGAGAGCUCAACCGUGAGACGGAAGCAACCGUUGCAAACUUGUGAUAGUCCGGUGCUGACUUGCAAUACUCACUGGCCUGGUGCUGGGCUGCACAGUACCAAUAGCCUCAACACUGUCCAGUCUGAUGCAGACGAUACUUGCUCAUCUUUCAGGCUGUCAGAGUCUGUGCUCAAUGAUUACACAAGUCAAAUGAUGGCUCAGCAGAAGAUAGCCCCUCCUUCCCCUCCCUGCCCUCUCCAAGUCAACUACCAACAUCGCAACAAUACUCUGCCAAACCAUAGGCGCAGCUCCAGUAUAGGACUGAUGAGGUACCCAGACACAGUCCAAGCUAACUUAAUAUCAUCUCCACGACGUUGCCGCAGGGGCUUCCAUCUCCUGGAGGACGAGGCUACAAAUUUUCCUCUCUCCGAAGAUCUGGAAAUCAACCAUCCUGAGAUCACAUUUGACACAUUCUUUAAGAGAGUGACAGGACCUAACAGAGACUUAGCAACUGAUCACUCCAAGAAUGAUGGCCAUGUCUUUCAGGUGACGCUAUACAAGGAUCCUGUAUAUGAGGAUUUUGGGUUCAGUGUGUCUGACGGUCUGUAUGAGAGAGGAGUGUUCAUCAAUCGUAUCCGGCGGGGUGGACCAGCUGACACUUGCAGACUUCUUCAGCCAUAUGAUCGUAUUUUGCAGGUGAAUGAGACACGGACAGAAGACUUGGACUGCUGUCUGACAGUGCCUCUGGUGGCGGCAGCUGGUGACAAGCUUCAACUUACAGUGCGACGCGGACACUACUCCUCUCCCCACCACCACCAUACCCAUCCUCCCGAGCUCAAGGACCACAACACAGCACCGCUACCAUGGAUGGAGGAUGAUGACCAGGAUUCACAACCUCCUCCUCCCACUCCACCACCACCCCCCAUAAAAACGCCAACUAUCACAAAAACCCUCUAGUCAUUAUUGCAAUUUAUAUAAAUAGUGUUUGUGCAUGUGUUUUCUUAUGUUUUGUUUGUCUAUACAUUUAGUGUGAAAUAAUUAUAUUGUAAAUAUAACAAAAUGAAUAAAGUUCCUACAAGAAAAUAAUGCUCAAACUUAGUGAAAAAGUUUUAGUUAAAACCAUCAAGUUCAUGUGUCUACCUCAUAAACUUCUGUGUUUGUGCCAUAAACUAAUACAUUUUAAUAUAAAAUAUGGUAUA
Homalodisca vitripennis (glassy-winged sharpshooter) is the source of this 3477-nucleotide messenger RNA. It is a transcript of the gene Grip, whose product is annotated as glutamate receptor-interacting protein 2. The transcript has 18 exons. Gene Ontology annotation, biological process: neurotransmitter receptor transport, endosome to postsynaptic membrane. Gene Ontology annotation, molecular function: protein binding. NCBI's taxonomy places the organism in Eukaryota, Metazoa, Arthropoda, Insecta, Hemiptera, Cicadellidae. The record is from RefSeq and is a predicted model, not a curated record. Bases 200 to 3235 code for a protein of 1011 amino acids.